AUGUAUGGUCUCAUUCUGCCAGCCAAGGUCGAGAAUGGCACUCCCAUCUACACUUGGGAAAGUGACCCCGAAGACGAGGAGGAUAUGGACAAGGCAUUGGUGCUUUCAAAGGAGAUGAGACAGCCCGCUAAGCCUUCCGCCCAAUUGGAGCGACCAAGAACUCCUUCGAACAUUCUUCACAAAGUCAAGUCUUUCGCAAACUUCAUUGCCACAUCUGAUGCAGAGAAGGAUGUCCCCGAGCUCCCAACACUCAAUGAACUCCUGGACCAGUUCGGCCUACCCCCCGGAACCCCAAGCGACACAGCGCCUCGGAGCUUUCUCCGUACGACCCGAUCGAGCAGCUCUCUGCGCCCAAAGACACCCACUCGACCUGUUCCCAGUGCUACCAAGUUACGCAGCAAGCGAAGCGCAGGAAUCUCAAGAUCCCAGAUCUCCAAUCCCAUCGCUCCCGAGGAAAUGAGACGGGUUGGAUCCGACUUCAGCCAGGCGGUGGCUCGACGUGGCAGAAAUGCUUCGGGAGGUGAGCGUGAUUCGCUCUACGCAUCGUCUUUACGAAGCCCAUCAAACCUGAUCUCUCCAUCCCUUUCGACGAGUGUCCCUCUGUAUCUACUUCAGCCUCAACACCCUACCAUCUACUUUGGGCAGAACGAGGCCCCUCCUGAGUUCCGACAUGCUCCUCCUCGUCUGGCUCCCAUGGAGUACACUCGGCAGUAUUAUAUUGCCAAGGCUAAAGCAGAGAGAGAAGGAGUCGACUGCACAAUCCUCAAGCCUGGUACUGUCUGGGCUUGGACAGAACACUUCAAGGAGUUUCUCUUGCUCCCGCAACUUCCCGCAGGCCUUCAAAGAAACUUCUUGCCGAACAAUGGCGAAGACUGCCAGUUCUCCAAGAUCAGUCGGUCAUCCAACAACAAAGAUGUUGGCAAAAGAAGCUCCUUCGUUCCUCUUCCUUUGGACCUUGGCCCUUCUACUCCACUCAUGCCUGCUCACUUCCACAGCAACUCAUACUCUUUCAUCGGCUCAGACCACAAGUAUCGUUCAUCUAGUGAUGGAUUCUCCCUCAAUCAUCCUGCAAUGGCCAGAUAUGAGAGUCUCGUGCAGUCAACAAGGUUGCUUCUCGAAGACCCUUCCACCCCCAUGGCUGGAGAAGAUAAAGAUUGCUUUGUUGGUGUCUGCCUUGAUACCACCACUGCCCAUUGA
This is a messenger RNA of Colletotrichum fioriniae, 1197 nucleotides long. Lineage: Eukaryota; Fungi; Ascomycota; Sordariomycetes; Glomerellales; Glomerellaceae. The record is from RefSeq and is a predicted model, not a curated record.